Molecule: messenger RNA, 1995 nt
Organism: Pecten maximus
Lineage: Eukaryota; Metazoa; Mollusca; Bivalvia; Pectinida; Pectinidae
Exons: 3
Coding region: 111-833 (240 amino acids)
Source: RefSeq, a predicted model, not a curated record
CUUGUGGCCCCUGUGCGAUUGUACGUGCGCACGAGUUGUGAGCAGGGUACACUAGUACUCUGACUACAUAUCUAGUCUUGUUUUGUCAUACGACGCACACCCCGUGUAAAAUGAAUGUCGCCAGACUUGGAAAAGCUAACCUUGUGUUAGGUGUGGCAGCCAUUGUCAUAGAGAUCAUAGCCUUUUCUACCCGAGGAUGGAUUCGCUUCAGAAUUGAAAUCCAAACCGGCCAAGGCAAUUAUGCCGAAAUUCCAUCAAUAUUUGAAUUUGGCCUUUGGUCAGCUUCUGUUUGUAUUAAAGGCAUGUGUGUUGUACUCAAGCACAACGACUGGGAAGCUCACGAAUCCGUCGAUGCCUUUGCCGACAUUUUGAACAUCGCUCAAUACCAGGUACUUACAUCGCUCGCCGUCGGCCUCGGCGUCGUCGGCCUGCUGUUCCUCGGGCUCCACUUCCGUCGACCCGUCCUCUCCAGCAAGUGUAACGGCAUGUUGUCCAUUGGCUGUUUCUUCAUCUCGGGCGUCUUGAUGUGGUAUGUGAUCGGGAAAUUUGCGAAACUUGCUCUUAAUCUCCACCCUAUCCUGUCCCAGGCAGAGGAAUUGACCGCCAUAACUCCCUUCUCUGUCGUCCUCGCUGCCAUUGGAGCCUCUUUUUCGUUUGUCGUGGCGAUCUUGUUGGUGCUGGAGGUGUUCAAAACCGCGGGUGCAACAGAGGGAGGGAUUGUCGUAAACAGGCAACAACACACACUACUGAGUAUCAACCACCAGACAAACGUGAUGCCGCCUCCUGUUGUUUCUCAAACGACUCACAUCAGUAUGCACAAUGCUUGUAUGUAAUGUAGUGGUUGACUGAUAGCAUAUGUUCAUAAACACAAACCCUCACUACAUAAAGAAGUUGUGAAAUUACUUGUGCGACUAUAGGAAUAUGUCCAUUUAUCUUCAUGGCCAUUAACUUGACACCUUGUUUUUGAGUUAAUCACUUUGCAUUACUGACCAAUAACUUAAAACUUUGAUUUUCGAUUACCUUUAUUUUUACAGUGUGAAUUGUGACGUCAUCACUGUUAGAUUGACGACCAAUCACAUUGGUGAUCACUGACCAUUACCUUUAUUUGACGAUGUUUAUUGUGACUUCACAAUUUUGAGACGUCGCCAUGUUUAGAUUAAUUAAUGACCAAUAACUUGACACUGAUUAUGACGUCAGUACUCAAAGAUUAAUCACCAAUAAUUCUACACUGUUUGUGACGUCAUCACUGUAAGAUUAAAUGUCAAUAACUCCACUGAUUGUGACUCCAUCUGUUAGAUUAAUGACCAAUAACUUUACAAUGUUUGUGACGUCAUCAACAACAAUAGUAACAAUAACAUUACACUGUUUGUGACUUCAUCACUGUUAGGCUAAUGACCGAUAACUUAACACUGUUUUGACGUCAUCACUGUUAGAUUAUUUACCAAUAUUUUUACACUGAUUGUGACUUCAUCACUAUUGGGUUGAUGACCAAUAUCUUUACAUUUAUUGUGACUCCAACCCUUAGAUUAAUAACCAAUAUCUUUAUCCUGAUUCUGAAGUUAUCACUCUAAGAUUAAUUACCAAUUACUUAACACUGAGUGUUACGUCUUUAGUCUCAUAUUUAUGACUAUUGUCUUUGCAAUGUUUGUGACGUCACCAGAAAUAUUAAUGAUUAAAAUCAUUUUACUAUGACGGCAUCAAUUAGGUUAAUGACCAAUAGCAUUACACCGUUUUUUACGUCAUCGGUAACAAUAAUGACCAUUAACAUUACAAUGUCUAGGAUGCCAUCAGCACCAGUAAUUGCAAGUGGCUGCAACUGUUCGUGACGUCACAAGUAUCAAUAAGGACUAAUAACUUUAUACUGUGAUUUUUUCUUCAUUUAUGAAAUUAAUGACCGAUGAAUAUCAAUGUUUGUGACGUCAUCACUGUAAAAUAAUGAACUGCCUUCUUUGGAGAGUUAUGGUCCAGUGAUUCUCAAGGGAUUGCAGACAAAAA